AUGGCGGCUUUAGAAAUGACACAGCAGAAAAGCCAUUGUGGUGUAGAAUGGCAAAUCACACCGUCAAUCAACUCCUAUAGCACAUCGUCUUAUUUUGCUGUUGGACCAGGUCAGUCCUGUUUGGCAGCUGCAGCCUGCAGGCUUAGUAUUCUAUAUUCUUCUGCUCGCACUUGUUCAAUAAUGGAUCUGUGCCUGGUUCCUGACGCAGUCUCCACCAGUCCUAUUUUGCAUUUCGCUUUCAUGUACCAAGUGAAUUGUGACUGGAUUGUGGAUAUGAACAGUCCUAUUUUGCACUUCGCUUUCAUGUACCUAGUGAAUUGUGACUGGAUUGUGGAUAUGAAUUGUGAAUUGUGA
Molecule: messenger RNA, 354 nt
Organism: Prunus armeniaca (apricot)
Lineage: Eukaryota; Viridiplantae; Streptophyta; Magnoliopsida; Rosales; Rosaceae
Source: the annotation of a GenBank genome assembly